Messenger RNA from Anneissia japonica, 591 nucleotides. RefSeq lists its product as uncharacterized. The transcript has a single exon. The record is from RefSeq and is a predicted model, not a curated record. Gene Ontology annotation, molecular function: nucleic acid binding. Bases 1 to 591 code for a protein of 196 amino acids. Gene Ontology annotation, biological process: DNA integration. Lineage: Eukaryota; Metazoa; Echinodermata; Crinoidea; Comatulida; Comatulidae.
AUGAGAAAUGAAAUGCUCAGUAAAUUACACACUGGACAUCAAGGAAUUGAAAAAUGCAGGAGACGAGCCAGACAGGUCAUAUUCUGGCCAAAAAUAAACAUGGACAUUGAAAAAAGCAUAAAGUCAUGUCCAACCUGCCAGAAACAUCAACCCAUGCAACCCAAAGAACCAAUGACAUAUCCAGGCAACAGUAAUCAAACAUGGCAAAAAGUUGGAAUCGAUCUCUUCACUAUCGAAAAUAACAAUUACAUUGUUGGUGUAGAUUACUACUCGCAAUUCAUCGAAAUUGGUCAACUAAGGAGCUCAUCUUCAACAGCCGUGAUAAACAUACUGAAAUCCUGGUUUGCAGUGCAUGGUACGCCAAUGUUUCUUAUGUCUGACAAUGGCCCUCAAUUUGCCAGUGAAGAAUUCCAGAAAUUCACCAAUGACUGGAACAUCAACCAAACGACAUCAAGUCCACAUUUUGCUCAAUCUAAUGGUCAGGCUGAGAAUGCAGUUAAAAUUGUUAAAGCGAUGAUCAAAAAAUGCACGGAAACUAAGGAAGAAAUUUACAUAGCUAGCAUUGCAAGUCUAUCGUGCUACACCACUUGA